This is a messenger RNA of Wallemia ichthyophaga EXF-994, 174 nucleotides long. RefSeq lists its product as uncharacterized. NCBI's taxonomy places the organism in Eukaryota, Fungi, Basidiomycota, Wallemiomycetes, Wallemiales, Wallemiaceae. The transcript has 2 exons. The record is from RefSeq and is a predicted model, not a curated record. Bases 1 to 174 code for a protein of 57 amino acids.
AUGACAUACAAACGAUAUCCCUCGGACUUUAGAAUCUUCUUCAGACCCGGCGCUACCACGCAGCAGUUCCCAAAUAUCUACGAAAGGCUGGAGAAAUCCAACGCUGUAACAUCGUAUCAGGACGAGCCUUCGUGCCGUUGGAUCAUCUUACACGUCUCCGAAGCCAUGCUAUAG